Messenger RNA from Suillus clintonianus, 444 nucleotides. RefSeq lists its product as uncharacterized. The record is from RefSeq and is a predicted model, not a curated record. Bases 1 to 444 code for a protein of 147 amino acids. The transcript has 3 exons. NCBI's taxonomy places the organism in Eukaryota, Fungi, Basidiomycota, Agaricomycetes, Boletales, Suillaceae.
AUGGCCCUGCAGACGCAAUGCAAGGGCUUCGCGGAAGAGGGAAGUGGUGGUAUCAAUGUCUUGCAGAUCGUUUUGAAUGUAGCCUUGAAGGCGGGCCCACGCAAGGUUGGGCCGUUCGGCACGAUAGACGCUGGUAUGAUUAGACUAAGCGCUGAGAUGAAAGAUGACCGAGUAGAAUUAGCGGGAGAACCUGUGGUGCUUGAGAACAUCCUGGCCAAACAGAAACGUUUGGUCAUCGUUCAAUUGUACGGCGGGCGCACGACGCGCGCCUCCACAUCGCUCCAAUGGCUAGCGGGCACCCCAGAUCUCGCUCAGAUCUUUCUUGGUGAGGGCGCCGGAUCUCGCUCAGAUCCACCCAGCAAAGGGUCUCAGCCAAAGAGGGAGUUGAGUAUCAGCGUUGGCCACAGCGCCGCCGUGCAAAAGGCGUUGCAAGACUUGAUGUGA